AAAAACAAGAUAACAUUAUUUAUUAUCUACAUACUGAUACAUAUCUGCCAACUUUUAUUAACGUCAAUCAGAUGAAUCAACAAGACAACAUUAUUUAGAAACAAUUUCAUACAAUUCAAACACCUCAUCCCAUCCAUGGCUGCCACACGACAACUUCACUGUUUGAUGCGAACAGUUUCUAGAGGUACUAGGUUCUUCGCUGUUGCCACACAAUCCAACGCUUCUUCCUCUACCCAAACAAUCAUCGACAAAGAAUACCAACACAGUGCCCACAACUAUCAUCCACUUCCCAUUGUUUUUGCUCAUGCUAAGGGUUCAUCUGUGUGGGAUCCAGAGGGAAAUAAAUAUAUUGAUUUUCUAUCUGGAUAUUCUGCGGUUAAUCAGGGACACUGUCAUCCUAAAAUUCUGAAAGCCUUACAUGAUCAGGCGGAUAGGUUGACGGUGAGCUCUCGCGCGUUCUAUAAUGAUCGGUUUCCGGUUUUUGCUGAGUAUUUGACAGCCUUGUUUGGUUAUGAUAUGGUACUUCCUAUGAAUACUGGUGCUGAAGGUGUGGAAACAGCUUUGAAGUUGGCGAGAAAGUGGGGUUAUGAAAAGAAAAAAAUUCCUAAUGAUGAGGCUCUUAUUGUCUCAUGUUGUGGCUGUUUCAAUGGCCGAACAUUGGGUGUCAUAUCUAUGAGUUGUGACAAUGAAGCUACGCGCGGUUUUGGUCCUUUAAUGCCAGGCCAUCUAAAAGUUGAUUUUGGUGAUGCAGAAGCUAUUGAACGAAUUUUCAAAGAAAAAGGAGACCGAAUAGCUGCUUUUAUUUUAGAACCUAUCCAAGGGGAAGCAGGGGUGGUAAUUCCCCCAGAUGGCUAUUUGAAAGCUGUUAGAGAUCUUUGCUCCAAAUACAACGUGUUGAUGAUUGCUGAUGAAAUACAAACUGGAUUAGCAAGAACAGGGAAAAUGUUGGCUUGUGAGUGGGAAGAUGUUCGUCCUGAUGUAGUGAUUCUAGGGAAAGCAUUAGGUGGAGGAAUUAUACCAGUUAGUGCAGUUCUUGCCGACAAAGAUGUGAUGCUUUGUAUUAAACCAGGACAGCAUGGAAGUACUUUUGGAGGAAAUCCAUUGGCAAGUGCAGUUGCAAUUGCCUCACUCGAAGUGAUCAAAGAAGAGAGACUUGCCGAGAGAUCUACCAAAAUGGGAGGCGAGCUUCUCGGGCUGCUGCAUAAGAUUCAGAAGAAACACCCGGACCACGUAAAGGAGGUGCGGGGAAGAGGUUUGUUUAUUGGAGUGGAGCUUAACAGUGAAAGCUUGUCUCCCGUGUCAGGCUUUGAGUUAAGCGAAAAAUUGAAAGAGAGAGGAGUUCUUGCCAAGUCAACACACGACACAAUCAUUCGCUUCACUCCCCCACUCUGCAUAAGCGCGGAUGAGAUUCAACAAGGUUCUAAGGCCUUGGCUGAUGUGCUGGAAAUUGAUCUACCAUUGUUGAAGAAGAUGAAGCCAAAAGACGCUGUUCCUCCAGCUGGGCCUAGUCCAUGUGAUCGUUGUGGUCGAGUUGUGUAUGGUUAAAACAAGAUAAUGAAGGGUUUAUGAAUUUUAUAAAACUUUUGUUUGGAAAAGGAUGUCUCAUGGGAAAUCACAAAUGUUGUUUUAUAUAUGAACCAAUAGAAGCUACUAAUAAAAUUUACCAUAUCAUGUUUAUGAAAUUAAAAAAUCUCACUAGGACUGUGAGAUCACUUAUUCCUAGUGCUGUCUAUUCCUGACCAGAUCAUACAAAAGCAUGAACUCGUUGUAAUAUGCCAGUAAAUUUGUGGAUCAUGAAUUGUGUAGAAAGCUCCAUUGUUCAUAGUAUAGUGUUUUUUUUUUUUAAAGAAUGUAAUCAAUAUUUGGAAUGAAUUGAAGGAACAUUUUUAUCA
Molecule: messenger RNA, 1892 nt
Organism: Vicia villosa (hairy vetch)
Lineage: Eukaryota; Viridiplantae; Streptophyta; Magnoliopsida; Fabales; Fabaceae
Product: ornithine aminotransferase, mitochondrial
Exons: 10
Coding region: 136-1545 (469 amino acids)
Cellular component (GO): cytoplasm
Molecular function (GO): identical protein binding; L-ornithine transaminase activity; pyridoxal phosphate binding
Source: RefSeq, a predicted model, not a curated record